CCUGAUAAAUCAGGACACCUGGCACCUCUGGGCUGAAGUUUGAAAUAGAAGUCGCGCGGCCGGUGUUUUCCCACAUGAAAAGCUUUUUUCCGUGAAGGACAGAAAAAUUUCUCUUUCUCCGCACCAUGCCGUGCAUCGUCCCGACGUGCGGGGCCGAAGAAUCCUCCAGCCGGAUGCGCAAUCUCCCACUGAACCCCACACUGGCCAAGCGGUGGCUCGAAGCCAUCCAGGUCGGGUGUCAGGUGGGAAGCGUUGUUCGGAGCCGGCCACCGGGCGACUGCUGGGAAAUUUGCGACGCUCACUUCGAUGCUGAAACGAGACAAUUUCGGAACGAACACUACCUGGAACCGUCGCUCUUUGCUGAUAGCGGAGGCCAAAUCACAAGGGUUAGUUCCUGCCGGAUGUGUCUUCAAUUUUAUCGCAGAGCAGACAUGCAAGAGUGCAAUCCAUUCCUAUUACAGCUGGAAGAUAGUUGCCCAGGCGCAGAUGCUUUAAAGCCAAUGUUUAUAGCUCCGGAAUAUGUUUCCUCCUACGUUUGUAUGGAGUGUACGGCCAAAAUCGAGGUCUUGAAGUCUAUCGAACAGUUCUAUAAUAAUUCCAACAAAUCUUUGCAAUCCUUAGAAGGAAUGGUUAAAAAUGUAAAGAAACCAGAGUGGGUUGAAAAAUUGGUUUCUGGAAGCCAUAGCUCGUCUGUCAAACGCCCAGCUUCCUCUGUCGGGCCUGAACCUAAUCAAGGAUUUUCCAAAAGCAGAAGAAAAAGGUUUAGAGAGGAAGAAUCCUCUGAUGGGCAAUGUUUCAUUUGCAGCAUUCGUUUCGAUAAUUCGAUUCAACUUCGGAACCACUUGAACGACAAACAUCUCAGCUACGUCUAUAAAUGCACGUCUUGCAAGAAAAGUUUUGCCCAAACCAAAAUAAUGGACUAUAAUAUUCAUUUGGGCACACAUGUCGAGAGAAAUAAUCUAUGCCAGAAUGAAAAGGUAACUAGUUCCGAGUUUGAAAAGCAACCAGGGUCGAACACUCACGAAAAUUCAGAUCAACAAGAUGGACCGAUUUCUUCGCCCGAUGAACAUCCUGAUGAUCGCGGCAACGAAGAAGAGGAAGAUGGUAACAUGUUUGAUUGUCUUCUGUGUGGAAGAGGCUACGUAAGAGCGUUGCAUCUGGAUUUCCAUAUCAAAAAAUUCCAUCCACGACGAGAAUACCCUCGACUCAGAUGCUCGGAAUGCAAUUUCUCUUGCACUAGCCAACAUGCUAUGAACCAGCAUCGGAACAUUCACACGGACGCCUAUGAGUGCAUUAUUUGCGGCAUCCGGUGCCUCUCGGCGGCCAGUUUGAAGAAGCACAUCAACCGGACCCACAUUGAGGAGCCCGAGUUCGAGUGCAGCGUGUGCGAUAAACCAUUCAGAAAACAGGCAACACUAGACCGUCACUUACAGUUUGCCCACCAAAAGCCGCCGGUUGACGACCAUUAUGCCGGGCAGGAAAAUAUCGCAUCGUCGAACGAUGCUUCUGCUCCGGGACCUGGGGAUGCAAUUUGGGACAAUGUGUAUGACAAUAACUUCCGGGGAAUGAAUCAAGAAUCGGUGAGCCCAGUCCAGUGCUUUCUGUGCAUGAGGAACUUCCCGAAUAUCUCGGCUUUGACCCAUCAUCAGGUACAGGAACACUUCAAGGCCUGGAUGAACUAAGCUCCGAUUGUUCCUAUACGGAGUUAACUUUAUUAUUAUUUUUGAAAAAGGAAAGAUCGAGAAUCUAAUUCCGCUAUAUAACAGUUAUUGGUUGUUGAACCGUUUAAGUCGAUUUUUAUAAACUGACAGAAAUUUCGUUCAUGAAUUGCUGAAGAGACCUACCUAAAUUUCAUAAUAAAUAAUAAUUCGUUAAAAAUAGGUUGAUUCUAAAAGACAGAGUGUUGAUAAAUCAUUGAAAAGAAAUUUCAAUGCGACAAGCGAAUCUGGUUCUAGUAUGUAUUGUGAUUAGAUGCACACAGAGUAUACCGUUCGGGCAUUUUCUCUCCAAAUUGUCUAAACCAAUUAGCCAAAGGGAAACUAACAGAUAAGUACUUUGCGGGGAUUGUGAGCAACUGAUAGAUCAUUUGUUUUUUUUUCUAUUACAUCAACCUACUUUUGAAUAAAUAGUUGUAAAUAUAAACGAACAUUGUAAAGGACCGCUGAUUUUUAAUAAGCAGAUGAUUCGAUAAAAUGUGAACAUGGGUUUUAGAAUCAUAUCCGAGUUGAUGAUUGAAACAUAAAGUGUCUACUGGAUUAAAAAAAUAGAGUAAUAUUUAUUGAACAUCCAUUGCCUGUUUUUUUAAACAAAUCAAACUUCACUCAGUUUUUUCAAAUGGGUUUUUUUUAAUAAUUUCUUUAAUUGAAACGGCUCAUACCUUUAGGCUUUAAGGAGUCAAACUCGUUUUGUAUUUUGACAAUUUGUAUGCUUAGCUUAACACUUGUUUAUAGAAGAAAAAGGAAGAUAGACAGAGAUGAAAAUAAAAAGAAUCAUAAUCGAAGAUCAAUAGCUCUUAGGAAAAGGUGUAUUUCGAACAUAUAGUCCAAGUCCGUCAAAGCUAGCACAUCCCUCACUGGAACGUCGGGUGGUUUUCCUCGGACCCGAAGGGAAUCUAUGAAGUUCGCUCUGGCGAUAAGGUGGUCCUCGCACGACCAUUGCAGAAUUUUUCGAGGAGGACAUCUGGCGGCCGGAUUCGCCAACAAUACAGACAUUUUUGAAAAAGCAUGUAAGCAUGUUUUGGAUAGAAUUUUAGAAUGAGAUUAACUUAUUACAUUGGUUAUAUAUAACGCGAUAGCAAACAACCUAAACCAAUAUCUGAUUUUCUAUUGGGAUUCUUCCUUAGGGUGUCCGUCUUACCCGACUUUCCCCUAACUGUUGUUGUGGAUUUUUUUUUUACAAAUUACUAUAUUGAAUAAUUAUUAUAACUGCAGAACGAAACAUAGAAAAAUAGUGUUUAAUUUAACCAGUUUGAACACACAGUUAAUAAAUUCAUCAUACUGUGAAAAAGUUUUGAGAGUGUAGCGAGGCGAGUCAGAAAAAAGGAAAAGUUUUGCAAACAAACUUGCAUUUAAAAAAAGUUCACAUUAACAAAAUUAUUUACUAAAAAAUCGUAAUAAGUAAAAAACGGUGAACGUUCAGAAUGUCUUGUUCCGUACCAACGUGUCGGAACGAUGCGUCCGUCCGGAAGAUGCAUCAAUUCCCGCUCAACACGAUGCUGCGGAAGCGUUGGCUGGAGGCAGUCCGGAUCGGUUGCCAGAUCGUUGGCAAGGUUUCAAGCGAGGAGGAGUGCGACUUUUUGCGAUCAUCACUCUCGACAUCAAUGCAAAUCUGCGAAGACCACUUCCGGCAGCCGUCAACGAAACAGCAUUACUACUUGGAACCGUCGCAGUUCUGUGAUAGCAAAGGGACGAAAACGUCCGUUGUUACAUGUAAAGUAUGCAUACAAAUCUACCCGGAAAAAGAAACAGUACAUUGCGAGAGCUUCCUACAAGUAAUGCUUAGUGCAUUCCCUGGGAAUGAUACUAUCAGAGCUAUGUUCGAAUCCCCAAUACUGCCAACCUACGUUUGUAUCGAAUGUGUAACAAAAAUAGACAUCAUGAAGUCUUUCUAUGCAUCAUUAAUAAAUUCUAGUGAAUCUUUAAAAAUGUUAGAAGAUUUCAUAAUCAAUGAACCGGGCAAUGAUUCUUAUAACAGGUUAUAUCGGAGUGGAGAUUUCGAGCAGAUUAAUAUAAAGGUGGAGCGGGUAGAUUCGGAAAUCGAGACCUCAGAUCCUUUUGGGAAAAAAGAUGGAAAGACCGAGGAUCGAUGCAACUCGGAUGAAGAUUCCGCUGAACUCACACAGGAAAAUGAUUUGCUGGAAGAUAUGAAUGCUAUCCGCAGCGUAUGCGGUAAAACUUUUCCAGACGAAGCUAAACUGCUUAAUCACAUUAAAACUUGUGUGACAUGCAAACUGUCCCUGAUAAAGUGCAGACAUUGUAACAAGAGCUUCCAGCGUUUUCAGGAUCUGGGAAAGCACUCACAGGAUGUGCACAAUGAUCCACGUCCAUUCCAGUGUCCGGAGUGUGAUGAAACCUUCACGAGGAGUGAUUAUCGAUCAAAGCAUGUGCGGCUCAAGCACACGGAUGCAAUUGAUAGGCGACAGACAUGUUUGAUAUGCGGAGAGAAAUUUGCCAGAUUACCUCAUCUGAACGAACACAUUCAACAAGUCCACGCUGAAGUGGAAUAUCCACUAUUGAGAUGUCCCCAUUGUCCUAAGACCUUCAUCAACAAAUCUGUACUACAGCGGCAUGUUAACGUACACACGGAUAAAUUUGUAUGCCAGAUUUGCGACCGCCCUUUUGGAACGCGUGGACGACUAAAAGCACAUCUUCAAGAUGUGCAUGCAGAAGGGCGUCCUUUUGAGUGCAAAAUUUGUCAAAAAGGUUUCAAAACGGAGUCCAGUCUGCGUAGACAUUCCAUAUUCCAUUCCAGCGAACGAAGGUAUAAAUGUGAGGCGUGCAGUAAAACUUUCAACACAUCGAAUAUAGCCCGAAAACACUUCCAGCGGGUGCAUUCUGAUGAGCGCAACUUUGCCUGUAAACUUUGUGACAAAACCUUCAAAACAGGGGACAACCUACGUCAGCACGCACCGGUCCAUGCGGAAGCUAAUAUCUUUGGAUGCGAGCUGUGUGGCAAGAUGUUCAAGUCGAUGGAUUAUUUGCGCCAACAUCGGACGGGAGUGCAUUUCACCGAGCGGAAAAACAAGUUCGUCUGUCACCUGUGCGUUCGCUCCUUCAAGACGGAGGUGGCCUUGCAGAAACAUUUAGAUACGCAUCGAUAAAUGCGAACUAAACUAUUAUGGGUAUUUAAGAUCCAAUUGAGUUGAAGUAAAAUGCC
This is a messenger RNA of Uranotaenia lowii, 4875 nucleotides long. Its product is annotated as zinc finger protein 490-like. Gene Ontology annotation, cellular component: nucleus. The transcript has 3 exons. The record is from RefSeq and is a predicted model, not a curated record. Gene Ontology annotation, biological process: regulation of transcription by RNA polymerase II. Bases 3140 to 4819 code for a protein of 559 amino acids. Gene Ontology annotation, molecular function: DNA-binding transcription factor activity, RNA polymerase II-specific; RNA polymerase II transcription regulatory region sequence-specific DNA binding. NCBI's taxonomy places the organism in Eukaryota, Metazoa, Arthropoda, Insecta, Diptera, Culicidae.